UUUGAAAUCAUUAUUACUCACAUCCUUGUUUCUACACCAACAAAACAACCAUGGACACCUCGUCGCCAAUGCGCUUGGGCGGAGACAAAAUCGUUGCUUGGGCCAAAGACGCCUUCGAAGCCGACUUUGAAUGCAGCGCGACGCUUGGAAAAGGUCGCUUCGGUAUUGUCAAGCAGUGCAAAGAGCUCGCCACUGGAAAAAUCUAUGCCGCCAAGUUUAUCGAGAAGCGCGGUCGCCGUAAAGGCUUUACUGUGGAGCAAGCGCGGCUGGAGGUGGACAUUCUGGCGUUGUGCUGCGGAAUGAACAGCGAGAACGCCGAGCAGACCGGCAGCUCUGCCAACGAGAUUGUAAAGCUGCACGCCGUGUACGAAUCGCGCGCACAGCUCAUCCUAGUCAUGGAUUUGGUGGAUGGCGGCGAGCUGUUUGAGUGGCUCGAAAAGUACGGUCCGCUGGGCGAGGGCCGCACGCGCCAUGUCAUCAAGCAAGUCUUGAAGGCGCUUGCAACAGUUCACGCAAAGAACAUUGUGCAUCGUGACAUCAAGCCAGAGAACGUGCUCUUGGCGACGGGCGGAUCUUGCCUGUGCGCGGGAGAGCCGUGGAUUACCCCAGCUCUCACAACCGCUCGCAUGGCAGGCUCAUCCGCCUCCACACCAACAUCCUCCCCUGCAGUCCAGCGCCGGCAAGCCCAGGCACUGCCAAGCAGCUGCGUUUGCAACAAGUGGACCGCCAAGCUGGCUGAUUUCGGCAUGGCUCGCUUUGCCAGCAACGCUCCUCGCGAUCUCGUUGGCACUCCGGCGUACUCGAGCCCGGAAGUCAUUCGCUUUGAGGCAGCCGGCACUGCAUCCGACAUGUGGAGUCUUGGAGUCGUGACGUAUGUGCUGAUGACUGGCGUGUCGCCAUUCCAGGGCGACUCGGAGAACGACACGUAUGCCAACGUGACGAAAGGCUACCUCGAGUUCCCCACAGAGCUGUUUGGUGGCGCGACGGAACAUGCCGUUCGCUUCAUCAAGGCGCUUUUGCAACGCAAUCCGGCCCGCCGUCUUUCUGCCGAGGCGGCGUUGGCCCAUCCUUGGUUUGACGCAGAGCUUCCGCGACCCAAGGCCAUGAACUCGUCUCUCAACGAGGCAAUGAUGGCGGCGGUCAUCCCGUUGCCUGCAUCUCCCAUCAAGACCAUCCUCGAGGAGGCUAUGGAGUGCGAGCUGCCUGAAUCCAACCCCAAUUCGCCAACGAUUCUAUCGCCGCGCUCAAUGCCGCUUCCAUUCUCUCCGCUCAUCUCAUCGCCAUUUGCCUCACCAAGUGCAUCGCCGAGGAUUCUGGGCAAAACCCACUCUCCGCAAACUCAGCGUGCUAGCACACCGAAUUCUCCGGCAUCACCAAGAAUCAGGCACCACCAUCGCGCAGGAGUUACCAACAGUUCGACUUCAUCGCCGACGCUCGUGUAUGCCGCCAAGCGUCGCCUGUCUCAAACUCUCCGACACGAGGGUUCUCCCAAGACCAUCGUCGCAGGGCGAUCUCACGACGCUGUUGAUGAAAAUGAUAUUCCUGUGGAGCAGCAGCAGCAGCAGCAGCAGCAGCAGCAGCAGCUGUAG
Messenger RNA from Capsaspora owczarzaki ATCC 30864, 1589 nucleotides. Its product is annotated as death-associated protein kinase 2. Gene Ontology annotation, biological process: positive regulation of apoptotic process; intracellular signal transduction; protein phosphorylation. The record is from RefSeq and is a predicted model, not a curated record. The transcript is spliced from 2 exons. Lineage: Eukaryota; Filasterea; Ministeriida; Capsasporidae. Gene Ontology annotation, molecular function: protein serine/threonine kinase activity; ATP binding. Gene Ontology annotation, cellular component: nucleus. The coding region runs from base 51 to 1589 and encodes 512 amino acids.